AUGUUGUGUAUUGACGGUCACAACAUAGAAAUGGAAAUUGACAUUGGCUCAGCAGUAACGCUGAUUUCCAACAACACGUUUAGUAAGUUUUCCAGUGCAAAGAAACUGGAGAAAAGCAAGACGGACAAAGACCCAGUCUCUUUAGACGAGAUUGGCUUGAACAGAUGUAAACGAGCCUCAGUCCAAGAAUUCGAACACAAAUAUUCAGAUCUUUGGAAACCAGACCUAGUACAAGUCACAGGACUUAAAGCAAAGAUCAAUGUUCCCGAGAGCGUGACACCCAAGUUCUUCAAACCACGUCUAGUUUCAUAUGCCAUCAGAUACCAAGUUAACGAAGAGUUGCAGAUGUUGGAAAAAGAAGGAGUGAUCGAACCAGUGCAGUUUGCAGAGUGGGCAGCUGCAGCUGUAUCCGUUCAAAAAACGAAUGGCCAAAUCUGUUUAUGUCGUGAUUACAGACUCACUAUUAACUGUGGCAUUCACACUGUCCAGUGCCCUUUUCCCAGGAGAGAGGAUCUCUAUGCGAAACUAUCAGGUGGUCAAAAGUUCACAAAACUCGACCUCAGCAGUGCUUUCUUACAGGUUCCACUUGAAGACGAUUCACGAUAUUACACUACAACCAACACCCAAAGAGGUCCUUACCAGUACACAAGGCUUCCCUUUGGAAUCUCUUCAUCACUUUCAGUUUUCCAACGCAUCUUUGACAACAUGAUCCAGGGAUUAGCAGGCACUGUUGGUUAUCAAGACGACAUACUGGUGACUGGCAAGGAUGACACAGAACACAUGGCCAACCUGAAUGCAGUACUUCAGAGGUUAUUGUCAUCCGAAAAACUUGAAAACUUUCCAUCAUUUGACCAAGUUAUCAAAGACAAGGAUCUUAAUCCUCUACACUGUUCACCUAACGAUGUUAGUAAGAUUUUAA
Stylophora pistillata is the source of this 919-nucleotide messenger RNA. RefSeq lists its product as uncharacterized. NCBI's taxonomy places the organism in Eukaryota, Metazoa, Cnidaria, Anthozoa, Scleractinia, Pocilloporidae. The record is from RefSeq and is a predicted model, not a curated record.